AGUCAGUCUGAUUGAUUCAAUUUCCUUGCCCGAAUUCAGUUAAGCGCGAAAUUUUGCCCCGAUCGCUACUAAUCAUAACGCAUUUGGUAUUUGGUUCCAUGGCAGAGUAAACGGCGCGGCAUACGAAAAUAAACAUUGAAUAAUCAAAUUCGGCACAAACAUCUCAAAACGAAAGAAUCCAGGUCAAAAAUCUGCGAGAAGACGCAACCAGUGAACGCAGUUUCGAAUUAUCAAUUGGCAGGAAAUUAUGCAUGAGAAUUUUUCCUUACGAUUCGGAUUUGACCCGGCAAAGCAGCAUCGGAUCUGAUAUCACAUCGCACCAGGAAGCGGGGUGGCAGUUAAUUAAAGGUUGAUUCACACUAAUUAAAAUUUUUGUCCGGGUAAAAGAAGCUUUGGAUUGGCAAGGACAAAACUCCCAUUUCCCUGGUGAAAAGAGGAAAACGUUUUGUGUUCAAAUAUUUGAUGAGGAAUGAUAAUUUUAAUUAAAAUUAAACUUGUGAUCAACAUAAACUGAUAAGAAAGGUAUAAAUAUAUAUUGCACAGCGUUCAUAUAGGUGUGGGGUUAGACCCUCUUUCAACCUGAGCAAACAAAAAGGAAAAUUUCGUUAAGGAAAAAUAGCACGACAGAGAUAAUGUUCGGAAAAUUGUGUCUUCUAAUUAAUAUUCUGACAAGUUUCGCAGUGAUCGUAGUGGGGCAAAAAGACGAGGAGUUGACGAAGCUGUGCAACUUUGAUAAACCACUAAUAGAUCCGGCAGAAGAAAACGGCGGCAAGUACUGUGACUGUGACGUGGAAAAUUCUCCCCCAUGGGGCAUACCGGUGGUGAUAAUUAACUGCCAGGAUCAUCAUCUGCAAAACGAUAUAUUCCGAGCGGAAAUUUUACCACAAGGAUCCAUACGGUUGGAUGUAUCGUAUAACAAAUUUUCCUCGGUACCAAACUUUGUCGGUGAUAAGCUGAAGUACCUCAGUGUGCGUAACAACGUGAUAACAACGCUGAGAGAUAAGAAUUUUGCCAACGUUACCAGUUUGUUGGAGUUGGACCUGAGUGAGAAUAAAAUCACUACCGUGAGCAGCGAUGUUUUCGUUGGGCUAACACUGCUCAGAAAGUUAAACCUUGCUCAAAACAGCAUCGCAACAAUCCAGGGUAAUGCAUUAUCUACUUUGAUGAACCUGGAGCAUCUCGUGCUCUCGAAUAAUCCUCUCGGAAGCUUACUGAACACAUCGGAAAACGACAUCUUCCUGAAGCUUGGAGUAACGCCUCGGCUCAAUAUCAUUGAGCUGGAAAGUUGUAGCCUCGUGAACAUAGAUUUGACGAAUGGAAUCGGACUGGAUAGCGUUAUCAUGAGCUUCAACCAAUUGACGCAAAUACAAAAGCUGCCGAAAGGAAUUACCCAUCUUGACGUCAGUGGAAAUCCCAUCCGUGUGAUGACAGCGAAAUUUUUGCCUCAUCUUUUCAAUUUGCAAAUCCUCACAAUGGAGGACAUGCCAAAUCUGUAUAAACUGGACGAAUAUGCUUUAUUCGGUCUCCCGCGAUUAGUUCGUUUGAAUCUGCAAGGCUCACGCAACUUGACAUUCAUCGAUCCACACGCUUUUGGUAAAAAUGUUAUCCUCAACGAAACCGAUACCGCAUUGGAGGAACUGAUUCUGAAGGGAACCAACAUUCGAACGCUCAACUCAUCGCUGCAGUUCGCCUUCGAAAAGAUUACCCUCCUAGACCUGGCAGGAACCCCUUUGAGCUGUGACUGCGAGAUACGAUGGCUGAAAGAAUUUAAUGUAUCAACCCAUGCAUCCUGCUCGAAGCCUGCAUCCCUGCGUGGGCAACAGUUUUCCGAUAUCGAUGUAUCCCAGCUGCAGUGUCAAGUGGAAAAGUCUUGGAUUUACACGCUGUUCAACGUGUUGCUCGGUGUCCUGCUAAUUGUGCUUGUCAUCGUUGCCGGCUAUCUGGUGUACGUAACCAUUCGACCUCGACAGCAAGUGCAAUUAAGGAAAGUGGGCUCAAGUAGUCCUUACGCGAGGGUUACGAUAGAGCCAAACCAAGCUGAAAAUUUGUAGGAAGAUAAUAUGUCUUCAUGAGAUUUUUUAUUAGUAUUAAGUCUCAAUAUAUUGUCGAAUGCAGCACUAGGAGUAGAGUAAAUUCACGAUAAAUGUGAAUAUUGAUUACAAUUAUUUAUUAAUUCCCAUGUAAUGGUAUGAGUAUAAUUAUAUGCUUUUUUCGAUACGAUUUUUUUUCAAUUACUGUAAAUCGUAAUAAAAUAAUCGUAAAACGAAUGAGAAACAAAAGUUGUUUCGAUUAGUAUUCUAUAGGUAAUUAUUUAUUGAAAUCAGAAACGCUUUCGGUAAUAUCCAUAAAAUUAAAAAAAUCACACAACAUUCCAGACAAUUUUACAAUAAUGUCUCCAUCAUUAGCAAACGUUUCCAACGAAUCAAUCCAAACCUGUCACAAGUGUAAGUGUAAUUUAAGCCGGACAAUCAAAAGGAAAGUUCCUAAAUAAACAAUGAAACAUUG
This is a messenger RNA of Toxorhynchites rutilus septentrionalis, 2505 nucleotides long. Its product is annotated as leucine-rich repeat neuronal protein 1-like. The transcript has a single exon. The coding region runs from base 633 to 2051 and encodes 472 amino acids. The record is from RefSeq and is a predicted model, not a curated record. Gene Ontology annotation, molecular function: protein binding. Lineage: Eukaryota; Metazoa; Arthropoda; Insecta; Diptera; Culicidae.